Molecule: messenger RNA, 2791 nt
Organism: Peromyscus californicus insignis
Lineage: Eukaryota; Metazoa; Chordata; Mammalia; Rodentia; Cricetidae
Gene: Tbc1d10c
Product: TBC1 domain family member 10C
Exons: 10
Coding region: 951-2450 (499 amino acids)
Source: RefSeq, a predicted model, not a curated record
CCCGCCGCCCCGCCUUCUCGGCUGGCCGCCCCGCCCCGCCCCGCCGCGCCCGCAGUUCCCUGCUCUCUAGCGCCCCUGCUGGACGGCGAGCGCCGCAGCCGGGAGGGUCUCGGGAGGCCGGGCGGAGCCUAGCUGGGGUGGUGGGCGGGGCUUGGUGGGGCGGGGUCGAGUUGGCUCCACCCCGGAGGAAUCGCCUUGCGGCGUUCAGAGGAGUUAGGGCCGGAAGUGCUGUGGAAAUUGUUUUUCUCCCUCAAAAGUCUCUUCUCACCCCAGCCCUCUGUGAGAUUGUGGUGUGAGCGCGUUAAUCGCUGGCUUCUCACACUAAGGCUUUAUGAUUUUGAGAGUGGGCUCCAGACCAGGCCUCACAUUCACCUCGGUCUUUGUGGCCAAACCCAUGGACACCUGCUACUGAACUCUGAGCAUAUUUUGGUCCAGGUUGCCUUGGUGCCUGCUAUGUCAAUUUUUUUUUUCUUCUGUGAGUGAUGUAAUAGUAUUGCACCGCGUUCAUGUUGUAAGUACUUUGUGGAGUAUUCGGACUUGCCUAGCAUGUGCAAGGCCUUAGGUUCCAUCUCCGGUUCUGGAAGCAAAAAAGAAAAAAAGGUAUUAUUUUAAACAGUAGAGCAUUAAGGUAGGCAUGGUGUCAUAAACCUGCAGUUCCAGUGUCUGAAAUCCCAGCACUCAGGAGUCUGGAGACAAGGAGGAUCAGAAGUUCAAGGUCAUGCUCAACUAUAUAGAGAGUUCAUCUCCUGCCCGGGCUACAUGAGACCCUUGUUCCCAGACAGUACCCCUUCACUCCCGAAAAAGAAAGAUGCAGGCGUGCAAAACAGUAAAGCAUAAUUUUUAUUGGAACCUUGAAUUGGGUUUCUCAUGCUAGUGACCCCAAAAGUGAUGGUGGCCUGUCAUCUUCAUCUCUGGCAAGCCAGGGAACUCAUCACACCAGCAUCCUGUGGAUGGGAGGAGAUCAUGGCCCGGGCACUAGGGCAAGCAGGAAGAACCUCAUAGAGGAAGGGGGGAGUCCCCCCCAACCUGGGAGGGGCCCCCAACAGGCUGCUGAAGCUGAGACUGAGGAGGAAGUGAGAGGAGCCUGUGACACUGGGGUCUCGGGCACAAUGGCCCAGGCCCUGGGGGAAGAGCUGGUGCUGCCGUCAGAACUACAGGAUGAUUCUAGCUCUCUAGGGUCGGACUCAGAGCUGAGUGGGCCUAGUCCAUAUCGCCAGGCUGACCGCUAUGGCUUCAUUGGGGGCAACUCAGCAGAACCGGGGCCUGGUCACCCCCCUGCAGACCUCAUCCGUCAGCGGGAGAUGAAGUGGGUGGAGAUGACCUCACAUUGGGAGAAGACCAUGUCUCGACGGUACAAGAAGGUCAAGAUACAGUGCCGAAAGGGCAUCCCCUCAGCCCUGCGGGCCCGGUGUUGGCCCCUGCUGUGUGGGGCCCGGAUGUGCCAGAAGAACAACCCUGGCACCUAUCAGGAGUUGGCCGUGGCCCCUGGAGACCCGCAGUGGAUGGAGACCAUUGGCAGGGACCUGCACCGCCAGUUCCCUCUGCACGAGAUGUUUGUGUCACCCCAGGGACACGGGCAGCAGGGGCUGCUGCAGGUUCUCAAGGCCUACACCCUGUACCGGCCGGAACAGGGCUAUUGUCAGGCUCAGGGCCCUGUAGCUGCGGUACUGCUUAUGCAUCUGCCCCCAGAGGAAGCCUUCUGGUGCUUGGUGCAGAUCUGCGAGGUCUACCUCCCAGGCUACUAUGGGCCCCACAUGGAAGCAGUGCAGCUGGAUGCUGAAGUGUUCAUGGCCCUUCUGCGGCGGCUGCUUCCACGUGUGUACAAGCACCUGCUGCAGGCAGGCGUUGGGCCCCUGCUCUACCUGCCUGAGUGGUUCCUGUGCCUCUUCACCCGCUCGCUGCCCUUCCCCACGGUGCUGCGCAUCUGGGAUGCCUUCCUUAGUGAGGGUGCCAAGGUCCUCUUCCGUGUGGGGCUGACACUGAUGCGGCUGGCACUGGGUACCGUGGAGCAGCGCACGGCAUGCCCAGGGCUCUUGGAGACCCUGGGGGCCCUUCGAACCAUCCCCACCACCCAGCUGCAGGAAGAGGCCUUCAUGUCCCAGGUACACAGUGUAGCCCUGUCUGAGCGAGAUCUGCAGCGGGAAAUCAGGAUCCAACUGGCCCAGCUGCCCAAGUCAUCACCUGGGCCAGCACCUCUGCCACAGGCCCGCCUUCCUGGGGCCCAAGCCAUCUUUGAGUCCCAGCAGCUGGCAGGGGUUCGAGGAAGCACCAAACCUGAGAUACCCCGAAUAGUCGUGCAGCCCCCAGAGGAGCCCAGGCCGCCACGGCGCAAGCCACAGACCCGUGGCAAGACUUUCCAUGGGCUCCUGACAAGGGCCCGGGGUCCCCCUAUUGAGGGUCCCUCCAGGUCCCACCGAGGCUCCGCCUCUUUCCUGGACACCCGCUUCUGAGUAUACAGUGUACUUAGUGCCACCAUAUCUCGAUCUUCUGAGCAGCCAUGCCAGCCCCAGAAAUGUGUACUGCACUUUACUUCUGAACUGUGUGGCUCACUGAUCCCAGCAAGGACCACCUGGAGGAGGGGAGUGAGUAUCUCCCCACUUUGAGGACUGUGUCAGGCACAAAGAUAAAGGAAGGCCACUGAGUGGAGUUUGUGGGGAGCUAUCUGGUGCCUGCCAUUUCCAGCCUCAAAGCCAGCACUGAAGGAGUGUGGGGGUGAAGUGUCUGGCUGGGAUACAGUACCCCCAUGGGCUUCUUGUUGGGGAACCUCAAAUAAAGCCUGACUGAGAAGAUA